Trichoderma virens Gv29-8 is the source of this 2616-nucleotide messenger RNA. RefSeq lists its product as uncharacterized. The transcript is spliced from 4 exons. NCBI's taxonomy places the organism in Eukaryota, Fungi, Ascomycota, Sordariomycetes, Hypocreales, Hypocreaceae. The record is from RefSeq and is a predicted model, not a curated record. Gene Ontology annotation, molecular function: protein kinase activity; ATP binding. Gene Ontology annotation, biological process: protein phosphorylation. Bases 432 to 2240 code for a protein of 602 amino acids.
CGAGCAAAAGUAUCCCCUGUUCUCGAUCCAAAUCGCUUUUGCCGUCAGCUUCUACCAAGCCUUGUCUCUCCGCCAUAGAGCCUCUGUCAGCUUAGAAAGGGGAUAAAAAGGAAAAAAAAAGUACCACAACGUUUGCUUGCCUGCAAACUCAUUUUAAAACCCCGCAUCAUCGCACACCAUCCGCGCAGGACACACGUUGGGUCAUUCCUCGCUAUCAGACAUUGUUGCAAUUUUUCCAUUUCAUCCCAUAAUCUGAGCCUCCGCCAAACACGCUGAGCUUCUUUAUUUUCUCAUUUUUCCUCUCUACACGCCAGAUUUAAGAGCACAGAGCAAGAAACUUUUCAAUUGCGCAGCAUAGAACAAAUCAUCCGCCCACGCCAACUUGUACCUUUCACCGCGCCGUCGCUCGUCAGCGGCGCCUCUUCUUAACCAUGUCUACCAUUCAACAGCUCAAAAAUUUCAUUCGCCAUGGCAAACAAGCACGCACGGCCAAUUUCCCCGAAGAACAGCGCAAGCAUGAGGUCCCUCCUCAGUCCAUACCACAGCCGCCCCCAGAGAAAACCGUUCCAACAGGUCCCGUGUAUGGCAAACCUGCCGGACACCAGGAUCCCUUGCCAGCAUACUCGGAAGCACCCGGCGAUCAGCAGACCCGCGCAACACAGGCUGGCUAUGCCGCAGCUCACCAUGUCGAGCCUGCUCAAGCCAAUGGUACCAAGGGCAUAAGGGUUGACGAGGCGAACCUAGCUCAGAUCAUUGCCGAGGAAAAUGCUAGCAAGAGCAAAUUCCCCAAGUAUCCUGAUUUGGACCGAUGGGAGCUCCUCGAAAAGAUGGGCGAUGGUGCUUUCAGCAACGUCUAUCGUGCACGCGAUUUGCACGGAGAGCAUGGCGAGGUGGCCAUCAAGGUCGUGCGCAAGUACGAGAUGAACCGCAUGCAACGCUCCAACAUCCUCAAGGAGGUCCAGAUCAUGCGCCAGCUCGACCACCCAAACAUCGUCAAGCUCAUUGAAUUCUCCGAGUCCAAGCAAUACUACUACAUCGUUCUGGAGCUGGCUCCCGGUGGCGAGCUGUUCCACCAAAUCGUACGACUGACCUACUUCAGCGAAGAGCUGUCUCGCCAUGUCAUCGUCCGAGUCGCCAGAGCACUCGAGUACCUGCACGAGGAGAAGGGCGUUGUGCAUCGUGACAUCAAGCCCGAGAAUAUCCUCUUCAGCCCGAUACCCUUCAUUCCAUCCAAGCACCCGAAGCCCAAGCAGCCCGGAGAUGAGGACAAGGUCGACGAGGGCGAGUUCAUCCCCGGCCUGGGAGCUGGAGGCAUUGGCGAGAUCAAGAUUGCCGACUUUGGCCUCUCCAAGAUUGUCUGGGAAGCGCAGACCAUGACCCCCUGUGGUACCGUUGGCUAUACUGCUCCCGAGAUCGUCAAGGAUGAGCGAUACUCAAAGUCGGUUGACAUGUGGGCCUUGGGCUGCGUUCUCUAUACUCUGCUCUGCGGAUUCCCGCCCUUCUACGAUGAGAGCAUAGAAGUGCUCACCGAAAAGGUUGCCAAGGGCCAGUAUACCUUCCUGUCGCCGUGGUGGGAUGAAAUCUCCACAUCUGCCAAGGACCUCAUCAGCCACCUGUUGACCGUAGAUCCCGACAAGCGUUACACUAUCAGAGAGUUCCUUGCCCACCCAUGGAUCCAGGAGGUGGGACCAACUCCCCGAGACGAAAAGGCUCCCGGCAUGGUGCCGCUCAAGCAAUUCUCGGCUGCUCAGUUUGAAGAGCCCGGAAAGCGAUACGACUUCCGAUCUCCCGCUGCCGUCAACCUUCGCGAAGUGUUUGAUGUCAGCUAUGCCGUCCAUCGCCAGGAGGAGGAGGCGAAGAGAAGAGCGCAGGUUGGAGUGCGGGCUGGAGGUGCUGGACGUCCCCUUGGAGGCCUCAACGAAGAGGAAGAGGAAGAGGAAGAAGAAGAUAGUGAUGUCGAUAAUAUGGAUGUCGACAACGAUACCAACAACAAGACCCAGGCCCUGGAGCAGAGCAUGCAAAGAACCAACAUCCACGAUCAUGACACCACCCAUACCCGUGGCCGCGAGCGAGAACGAGCCGGCGAGAGAGGCUAUGGACAACAUUCGGCAGCCGUGACCGCUGCUGCACGACAGCAAGUGCGGGAGAGACAACGCCAAAAGGGCGCGUUUGAGCUCAACCUUGACAACGCAACGCUCCUGGGGAAGCGAGGCAAGAAGGUUCCCGUCAUGGGAGCAUAGAAUGUCGAUGUGGCGGGGCCAUCGAGGCCUGCUACACCACAAGAACGAGCUGCCGUCGAUGGGAUUUUCGACAUUGACGUGUCGCCUACUGCAAGCGAGACCUUUAGGCGGGAGGCGCCGUCAGCUCGCGAGCAAGAGUCCUUUAUACGCGAUAUUUUACAAUCAGGCAUUGCGAGCGCAGUGGACAAGAAGGAAAAUGUGCCCGUCGCAUCAAACAGGACGCAUACGGCUUGAUGCCGUUCAAGGAGGCGUAUUGGAGUAAACGUGGCAACGGGACGGAUAUGUUCUGAGCGUGAUUUCUUUUUUUGUAUCCAACUUGCUCCCAUCUUGUAGAACAAGGAAAUGGAAGACCAGAGGGUUGAAUUUUUGCAAGGCA